Molecule: messenger RNA, 3336 nt
Organism: Eucalyptus grandis
Lineage: Eukaryota; Viridiplantae; Streptophyta; Magnoliopsida; Myrtales; Myrtaceae
Product: alpha-1,4 glucan phosphorylase L-2 isozyme, chloroplastic/amyloplastic
Exons: 15
Coding region: 253-3123 (956 amino acids)
Biological process (GO): glycogen catabolic process
Cellular component (GO): cytoplasm
Molecular function (GO): glycogen phosphorylase activity; pyridoxal phosphate binding
Source: RefSeq, a predicted model, not a curated record
UUUCAAUGUCAUCCUCUCUUUGGUUUUUCUAUUUUGACUCGUUUUAAACGUGGACUGGUUGAAACGGCGAAGACGCAGACGGGCAAGUUGCCUACAAAGCAACGAGAUAACUCCACCUUGACAGAGAAUUUGCACCUCUCUCUCUCUCUCCCCCUCUCUUACUCUGUCCCGGUUUUUCGCUCAUCGUUCAGUUGGUCACUACCCAUUUGUGUGCUCUCACGCGGUAGGGGAGCGCGUUGCGCGGAAGGGGCAAUGGCUGCUUCUCCGUUCUCAGCAAAUUGCACCUUGCCCAAGUCGAUUGCUCAUUCCAAAUCCGUGCACAGCUCUAAAGGAUGUGACUUCGGAGCCCGAGUGACAAAGUUGUUCUUUUUGCAACACCCACGUUUGGUUUGUUCUCGAAGGAACUUCUAUGUCAGAAACGUGGCUAGUGACCAAAAGCAGGAGCUGAAGGAACCCCUCGCUGAUGAAGUUCCAGGCACACUGGAUACUUCUGUUCCAGAUUCAGCAUCCAUUGCCUCAAGCAUCAAGUACCAUGCGGAGUUCACCCCCUCUUUCUCUCCAGAGAAGUUUGAGUUGCCAAAGGCAUAUUUUGCCACUGCAAAAAGUGUUCGAGAUACCCUUAUAAUAAACUGGAAUGCUACUUAUGAUUAUUACGAAAAGCUGAAUGUAAAGCAGGCAUAUUAUCUGUCUAUGGAGUAUCUACAGGGCAGAGCACUGCUAAACGCAAUUGGUAACUUAGAGCUUUCCGGAGCUUAUGCAGAGGCUUUGAGAAAGUUGGGGCAUAAUUUAGAGGAUGUGGCUAGCCAGGAACGAGAUGCUGCACUUGGAAAUGGGGGACUAGGGAGGCUCGCUUCCUGCUUUCUUGACUCUCUAGCCACACUCAACUAUCCUGCAUGGGGAUAUGGGCUUAGAUACAAGUAUGGCUUGUUCAAGCAGAAUAUUACAAAAGAUGGCCAGGAGGAGGUUGCAGAAAAUUGGCUUGAGAUGGGAAAUCCUUGGGAAAUUGUGAGAAAUGAUGUUUCUUAUCCAGUGAAGUUCUAUGGUGAAGUCAUUUCUGGACCUGAUGGGAGCAAAGAAUGGGUUGGGGGAGAAAACAUAGUGGCUCUUGCCUAUGAUGUUCCCGUUCCGGGAUACAAAACUAAGACCACCAUCAAUCUUCGACUUUGGUCCACAAAGGUUGCUUCCGAAGAGUUUGACCUGUGUGCUUUUAAUGCUGGAGAUCAUGCCAAAGCAUAUGCGGCCCUCAAGAACGCUGAAAAGAUUUGCUACAUAUUGUACCCUGGGGAUGAGUCAAUUGAAGGAAAGACUCUUCGAUUGAAGCAACAGUACACCCUCUGCUCUGCUUCUCUUCAAGAUAUCAUCACUCGUUUUGAAAGAAGAUCAGGGGAUGUUGUGGAUUGGGGGAAGUUGCCUGAGAAGGUUGCUGUCCAGAUGAAUGACACUCAUCCUACGCUCUGCAUCCCUGAACUGAUAAGAAUAUUAAUGGAUGUGAAGAAGUUGAGCUGGGAAGAAGCUUGGAACAUCACUAAAAGGACUGUUGCCUAUACUAACCACACUGUUCUACCUGAGGCCCUAGAGAAAUGGAGCUUGGAGCUUAUGCAGGAUUUGCUUCCUCGACAUGUUGAGAUCAUCAAAAAGAUUGAUGAGGAGUUAGUUCAAACUAUAAUAGAUGAGUAUGGCAAGGAGGAUCUUGACCUGCUGCAGCAAAAGUUGAAAGAAAUGAGGAUAUUAGCUAAUGUCGAAUUGCCUGGUACAGUUCUAGAAUUACUAGUUAAACCAGAAGAAGAUCCUAUUGAGGAAGUUGAUACUGCCAUUGAAGAAAGUAAAGUAGUUGAUGAAGUAGACCAACCUGAGGAAGAGGAUGAUCCAGAGGAGAAGAAGGUGAUUCCUGAACCAGAUCCAGAAUUGCCAAAGAUGGUUAGGAUGGCCAAUCUCUGUGUUGCUGGUGGAUUUGCAGUAAAUGGUGUCGCUGAGAUCCAUAGUGAGAUCGUAAAGGAGGAAGUUUUUAAUGAUUUCUUCAAGUUAUGGCCAGAGAAGUUCCAGAAUAAGACGAAUGGCGUGACACCGAGAAGAUGGAUACGUUUUUGCAAUCCAAAUCUUAGUGAAAUCAUAACCAAGUGGACUGGAACUGAUGACUGGACUAUUAACACUGAGAAAUUAGCUAUCCUUAGAAAGUUUGCGGAUAAUGAAGAUCUCCAAUUGGAAUGGAGGGAAGCCAAAAGAAGAAACAAGAUAAAGGUCGCAGCAUUUCUCAAAGAAAAAACUGGAUAUGUAAUCAGUCCCGAUGCCAUGUUUGAUGUCCAGGUGAAGCGGAUACAUGAAUACAAGAGGCAAUUAUUGAACAUCCUGGGCAUCGUUUAUCGCUACAAGAAAAUGAAGGAAAUGACACCUGAAGAAAGAAAGACAAGGUUUGUUCCUCGGGUCUGCAUUUUUGGAGGUAAAGCAUUUGCUACAUAUGUCCAAGCUAAGAGAAUUGUGAAGUUCAUCACGGAUGUGGGGGCAACUGUUAACCAUGAUCCCGAAAUUGGCGAUCUCUUGAAGGUUGUCUUUGUCCCAGACUACAAUGUCAGUGUGGCGGAAGUGCUUAUUCCCGGAAGUGAGUUGUCACAACAUAUCAGUACUGCUGGAAUGGAGGCCAGUGGAACCAGCAACAUGAAGUUUGCAAUGAACGGGUGUGUCCUCAUCGGAACCUUGGAUGGGGCAAAUGUUGAAAUAAGAGAGGAGGUUGGAGAAGACAACUUCUUCCUCUUCGGGGCAAGGGCACCUGAAAUAGCUGGGCUGAGGAAGGAAAGAGCUGAAGGAAAGUUUGUCCCGGAUGCUCGUUUUGAAGAAGUAAAGGCAUAUGUGCGGAGUGGUGUCUUCGGUCCCUACAACUAUGAAGAGUUGAUGGGAUCAUUGGAAGGAAAUGAAGGCUACGGACGUGCAGACUAUUUCCUCGUGGGCAAGGACUUCCCCAGUUACAUGGAAUGCCAAGAAAAGGUCGAUGAGGCAUAUAGAGACCAGAAAAGAUGGACAAAAAUGUCGAUCUUGAACACGGCUGGGUCGUACAAGUUCAGCAGUGACCGAACAAUCCAUGAGUACGCCAGAGACAUAUGGGGAAUCGAGCCGGUCGUACUGCCGUAACUUCACAGUAUGUAUUUCCUCUGGUGAAGUGCAGAAAUUAAUUGCCCUGUUGCAUCAUCCCACUCUUAUGGGAGAAUAAAGAGGUUGUUGGAACAAAAGAGAAAAUGGUUGAUAUGCAAAGCAUAUCUCCCCAUGUUACUGUAAACUGUAGAAUGACAUGUACAAUGAGGAGUAUGUACGAUUAAACUUCCAUAUUGCAGAAGCUGAAAACUA